Prorocentrum cordatum is the source of this 1270-nucleotide messenger RNA. The record is from the annotation of a GenBank genome assembly. Lineage: Eukaryota; Dinophyceae; Prorocentrales; Prorocentraceae.
GGACGACCACCUGCCCAGCCUCGACGACUGGAAUUCCUGCGGCUUCUCUUGCGGGAAGACGGCGCUCGGCAUGUUGUGCCAUGACAUAUUGAUAGCCGUCGUCAAGGAUGCCCUCCCGAACUGGUCCUCCAUGGACGCGCCCGCGGCGGGGCAAGGGGGCGGUGCUGAGGAGCAGAGGAAGAGGAAUCAACGGAAAGCAUGGAGGGCAAAGAAGGUGCUCGGGAGUGAAAGUCGAAGGCUCGCUGUUUGUUCAAUGGCAUGUUUGGCCAUCCCUUUAGAGCGGCUCCAGGAGGAGCUGACCCACGGUGAUAUGUCGAGUGGAACGAAGCUCUUGUUGCACGUGUUUGAGGAAAAGAGGUCGAACCCAUUCUACAUGUGCCGGGCACGUCUCGCCCGACUGAUGGAUUCUGGAGAUGUGUUCGACACGUUGUUCAGUUAUUUCGGUCAGAGCUUCACUCGCGAGGAAAUCUUGAGCCACAUUCGCGAGAUAGGUUUGGACUUCGGUGGGCAGAUAUAUUGGAGGUUCAGGUGCUAUUUGGAUUUCCCUUUCUUGUUCGCUCGUUGGUCCGACGCUGCAGCAUCCCCUUCAGAUCGCAGGGCAGUGGAAGAUUUGUUCUACAACUCGUUGCGGCCUUGCUGCCGCGACAAGCACUUCACGCAGAAGGUGCAUGACUUGUUUCCUACUGUGGACAGGUUGCGCUCCGCGGAUGGCGAUGUGUUCCGGGAUGCCAUGAACGCUUUCGUUCGCAGUUUCGUCUUCACGAACAUGAGCAGCGAGCGCAUGCUGGCGCAGAUGAGGAGAGCAUGCAGGGAGGGGGAGGUCGAGCGAGUCUGCUCCAGCAGCUUCCUGGCCCAGGCCCUCUCUGAGCACAAGAGGCUUGAUCGCCGGGACCCCUGCGUCAAGACGAGGGCGCAGCUUCUGGAGGACGGAGUUCCGAUCCGUGCUGCAGGGCGCCAGAAGGCGUGGGCGCGACCCGCCAGUGGGUUCGUGCACUUCAUGGCCACAGAGCAGACGAAGCGCAAGAGGGAGUCUGGGCAUCUUGAAGGUGAUUCGUAUGCGGCCUGGAAGGCUGCGAAGUUACAGGAGUGGCACUCGCUAUCAGACGCUCGCAAGCAGGAGGAGGCGGAUAAGGCAGCGCAUUCUCACGCCGUGGCUCAGGCUCAGGCCGCUGAGCAGGGCGAGGAUGCUGCGCCCCAUUGCGGAGCUGACGACGUGCGAUCUACUCGAGAUUACGGGAUCUACCCGACCUUCUUGACGAGCGUCGGGGAC